Lytechinus pictus (painted urchin) is the source of this 1796-nucleotide messenger RNA. RefSeq names its product zinc finger protein 239-like. The record is from RefSeq and is a predicted model, not a curated record. The transcript has a single exon. Lineage: Eukaryota; Metazoa; Echinodermata; Echinoidea; Temnopleuroida; Toxopneustidae. The coding region runs from base 97 to 1218 and encodes 373 amino acids. Gene Ontology annotation, molecular function: DNA-binding transcription factor activity; RNA polymerase II cis-regulatory region sequence-specific DNA binding. Gene Ontology annotation, biological process: regulation of transcription by RNA polymerase II.
GAGAAAAGCCAUAUGAAUGUUCACAGUGUAUGAAGAAGUUUUCUCAAACAAAUAGUCUGAAACCCCAUCUCAGAACUCACACAGGAGAAAAGCCAUAUGAAUGUUCAGUGUAUGAAGAGAUUUUCUCUUAAAUCCUCCCUGACAGAUCAUCUGCGAAUACACACAGGAGAUAAGCCAUAUGAAUGUUCACACUGUGAGAAAAGGUUUACUCAAAAGCUUUCUCUGACCCUUCAUCUCAGAACACACACAGGAGAAAAGCCAUAUGAAUGUUCACAGUGUAUGAAGAGGUUCUCUCGAACAAGUAGUCUGAAACUCCAUCUUAGAACACACACAGGAGAAAAGCCAUAUGAAUGUACACACUGUGAGAAAAGGUUUUCUCAAACGGGUAGUCUGAAACUCCAUCUCAGAACACACACAGGAGAAAAGCCAUAUGAAUGUUCACAGUGUAUGAAGAGGUUCUCUCGAACAAGUAGUCUGAAACUCCAUCUUAGAACACACACAGGAGAAAAGCCAUAUGAAUGUACACACUGUGAGAAAAGGUUUUCUCAAACGGGUAGUCUGAAACUCCAUCUCAGAACACACACAGGAGAAAAGCCAUAUGAAUGUUCACAGUGUAUGAAGAGAUUUUCUCUUAAAUCCUCCCUGACAGAUCAUCUGCGAAUACACACGGGGGAAAGGCCUUACGAAUGUUCACACUGUGCCAAGAGAUUUACAAAGAGAAAACAUCUAACCUACCACCUUAGAACACACACAAAGGAAAAACCAUUCAAAUGUCCACAAUGUAAGACAAUGUUUUCUCGGAAAGGUAGUCUGAAACGUCAUAUCAGAACGCACACUGGAGAAAAGCCAUAUGAAUGUCCACACUGUAUGCAAAGAUUUUCUUAUAAAAGGCCUCUUGACUGUCAUCUGCGAAUACACGCAGGAGAGAGGCUAUAUAAAUGUUCAUUCUGUUACAAGGAAUUUUCUGAGAAAUGUCAACUGGUUGAUCAUAUUUCAAUACAUACAGAAGAAAAGCCAUAUGAAUGUCCACUUUGUAGGAGGAUGUUUUCUCAACAAAGCGGACUAACCCUUCAUUUCCGAACCCACACAAGAAUGUCAGGAAAAAAGCCAUUGGAAUGUUCUUAUUGUUUGGAAAGAUUUGCUCAGAAGAGGACACUUGUUAGUCAUUAUCAUCAUUGCCAUCAAUCUCAAGUUGUAAAUUCGGUUUUGUCUCCGUGAAUGAGGUAUCUGGAUUCACCCGACACUAGCAGCAAUCGCCCCUCCUAUCACUUUGCCCAAUUCAGUGAAUCCUUCAUCAUCAACCUCAUCCUCCUGGCUCUCUUACAUUUGUCUCUUCCAUUUCUUCUGUGGCUGUCCCCUCCCCCUCGAACCACCCUCCUUGAACUCAAAGCCUUUCUUAGAACGUGUCUGUCAUCCCUCCCGAGCACGCGCCCAUACCAACGUAAUACAUUCACCUUAACCAACCGUUCCACUGUACUGUAAUGUUCUGAUUGACAUUAUCGGACUCGUCAUCUGUAAAGACAUAGUCAUGUGAUGUCAAUGUUGUAUGAGAGUAACCAACUGUAACCAUACUGUAAUGACCUGAUAGAUGUUAUCUGACUAGUCAUCAGGAAAGAGAUAGAGUCAUGCUAAUGUCUAUGUUGUAGGAGAAAAGCCAGGUGAAUGACCAUACUUGUCUUGAUGGCAUUUAUUUUCUCUCUUUUACUACCAGGAGAUACAUGUACCUUUGAAGAAAGGCAAGACUCACAAGGAGAAGGUAUGUCAAGUAUACAUGAUGAAAAUGAGUUACGAGGAAA